AUGAAAACGAACCGCAGCCGACACCUGGCUAUAAACCCAGGAAGGAACCCGGAGCUCUAAUCAGAAACCAGCUGGAAGGAGGAAAAACCGGAGGAAGGCGCAGUGAGCAGGGAAGCAGGAAGACGAGCGGAGCGACCAGCCGUGAUGACUUCGAGUAAGAUCGAGAUCCCCGGAGAGGUGAAGAGCGACCCGGCUGCUCUCAUGGCAUCCCUCCAGCUGAUGCCCAACCCGGUGCCCAACCCGGAGAUCAAGUACACCAAGAUUUUCAUCAAUAACGAGUGGCAUGACUCCGUUAGUGGGAAGGCCUUCGCCGUGUACAACCCGGCGACCGGAGAGCAGAUCUGUGAGGUCCAGGAGGCGGAUAAGGCGGAUGUUGAUAAAGCGGUGCAGGCUGCUCGCCUCGCCUUCUCCUUGGGCUCGGUUUGGAGGAAGAUGGAUGCGUCUGAGCGCGGACGUCUGCUGGCCAAACUGGCCGACUUGGUGGAGCGAGACAGCGUCUAUUUAGCAACUAUUGAGUCGCUGAACAGUGGGAAGCCUUUCCUGCCCACCCUGUUUGUGGAUCUCCAGGCAACGAUAAAGACUCUUAGAUACUUCGCUGGAUACGCAGACAAGAUCCAUGGGACCUCCAUCCCGAUGGAUGGAGAGUAUCUGACAUUCACCAGAUACGAACCCAUAGGAGUUUGUGGACAAAUUAUCCCCUGGAACUUCCCUCUGAUGAUGACGGCGUGGAAGCUGGCCCCGGCGGUCGCCUGUGGAAACACCGUCGUCCUGAAACCGGCCGAGCAGACGCCGCUCACCUGCCUCUGCAUAGCAGCUCUCGCCAAGGAGGCCGGGUUUCCACCGGGAGUCAUCAAUAUUUUGCCAGGAUACGGUCCAACAGCAGGAGCUGCGAUUGCUUCGCACAUGGGCAUAGACAAAGUGGCUUUCACGGGAUCAACCGAGGUUGGCAAGCUGAUCCAAGAGGCGGCGGGGAAGAGUAACCUGAAGAGAAUAACGCUGGAGCUGGGAGGGAAGAAUCCCAACAUAAUUUUCGCAGAUGCAGAUUUGGAUGUUGCGGUUGAACAAGCCCACCAGGGCGUGUUCUUCAACGCGGGCCAGUGCUGCACGGCGGGUUCCCGCAUAUUUGUGGAGGACUCCAUUCAUGACGAGUUUGUCCGAAGGAGCGUGGACCGAGCCAAGAGGAGGACAGUCGGCAGCCCCUUUGACCCCACGACUGAGCAGGGCCCACAGAUCAGUCGGGAGCAGCAGAACCGUGUGCUGGAGUUCAUCCAGAGCGGCGUCAGUGAAGGAGCCAAGCUGGAGUGUGGAGGCAAAGCUCUGGGCCUGAAAGGCUUCUUCAUCGAGCCCACCGUGUUCUCAAACGUGACGGACGACAUGCGCAUUGCCAGAGAAGAGAUUUUUGGGCCAGUGCAGCAGAUCCUGAAGUUCAAAACGAUUGAGGAAGUGAUCGAAAGAGCCAACAACUCGGACUACGGUCUGGUUGCUGCCGUUUUCACCAGCGACAUCAACAAAGCCAUGACCGUAACCACAGCCUUGCAGGCCGGCACGGUGUGGAUAAACUGCUUCAAUGCUCUGAGCACACAGUGUCCGUUCGGAGGAUACAAAAUGUCUGGCAACGGACGUGAAUUGGGAGAAAGUGGCCUGACGGAGUACACAGAGCAGAAGACCAUCACAAUAAAGAUGGCCUCCAAAAACUCUUAAAGGUGGACACGCUUCUUCCUCUCCAUCGUCAUCCUCACACUGUCCACGGCAGCAGACCACACCGGCCGUCCACACUAGCUCUCUCCAUGGUUAAACUCAGCCUCUACUUUCUCUCCACCCACAUUAACCCGACCUGGCGGCCCCCCCAUCUAUCUCCAGGUCUCCACUGGCAACCACUGACCCCCCCAACCUCGCACUGUUUACCUCCGGCUCCACUAACGACACUAAAGCACUCGCAGAGAUGAUUAGGGAGGCUGCUCUGACUGCGCCGUCCAACACAGUCGCCCACGCUGCCCCACGUUGCCCCAUGUUUCCCCAUGUUGCCCCACGCUGCCCCACGUUGCCCCAUGUUGCCCCACGUUGCCCCACGCUGCCCCAUGUUUCCCCAUGUUGCCCCACGCUGCCCCACGUUGCCCCACGUUGCCCCACGUUGCCCCACGCUGCCCCAUGUUUCCCCCCUGCCCCUCUCCACAUGCUGGAUCCUCAGAGACUCGGUCUCUGCACUUGCAAUAAGCCCUUUACUAGCUACUUGUCGCGUGUUGGGAGUUUUCUUUCUGCUGUGCGGCAUGAUUGUCAAAACCUCAUUCUUCCUCGUCUUGGUUAGGAUUUACCGGAGCGCGUCGGCUCGUUCGAGACCACUGGUGUUUCCGUCAGCCUCACACAUGAACGGAUGAAAUGUUGAUUCAGAAUUUAAAUUGACUCCUAAUUGUCUUUGUUUAUAUAUUAGCUCAUAUGACCUAACACUGUAUGUAAACCUUUGACUGACGUAAAGUUGUUAAACUCUUAAAAAGCAUUUUACACUCACUUGUUUUAAAAAAAGAAAGGAAAAAAAAAAAAAGCAGAGUAGGUGUAUUUUAAACUUUUGUAACUAUCAUUGAUGUCCAUGUAUGUUUAUGUUUAUACAAUCGUAUGCUAUAAAAUUAUAAAAUGACUGUAGUGAUGUUCUUUUGCAGUAAAUAAUUUUUCUUUUGCUGUAAAAAGUUUAAGUGUUUUUUUAGAGCUUUGUGUCUCAGGAGGUCAUGCUGUCUUUAAUGUUAUCAACGAUUUCUUUAUCAUUAAACUAAUCUGCCUGAUGAACCUUUAA
Gambusia affinis (western mosquitofish) is the source of this 2785-nucleotide messenger RNA. It is a transcript of the gene aldh1a2, whose product is annotated as aldehyde dehydrogenase 1 family, member A2. NCBI's taxonomy places the organism in Eukaryota, Metazoa, Chordata, Actinopteri, Cyprinodontiformes, Poeciliidae. Bases 145 to 1701 code for a protein of 518 amino acids. The transcript is spliced from 13 exons. Gene Ontology annotation, molecular function: aldehyde dehydrogenase (NAD+) activity. The record is from RefSeq and is a predicted model, not a curated record.